Messenger RNA from Ilyonectria robusta, 681 nucleotides. RefSeq lists its product as uncharacterized. Bases 1 to 681 code for a protein of 226 amino acids. The record is from RefSeq and is a predicted model, not a curated record. The transcript has a single exon. Lineage: Eukaryota; Fungi; Ascomycota; Sordariomycetes; Hypocreales; Nectriaceae.
AUGUGGAAAAUACCCUUCCUCUUACCUGCCCCCCUCUCCGGGGACAUGCUGGAGGUGCCGGCGAUACGUAUUGGCCGAGAUCGAGGGGUGCGAAGGACCCAGAUAACUGCUCCCCCAAGAUCCUCCGUCCGAGUCCCAAGAUCCACGGUCGUCUGCCCGCCUGGCCCUAGUCCCUCCCACCUCCCAUCGCAUGUACCGUAUAUUCAGGUCAUCAUGGCAUGUCAUGUCAUGGCAUGUCUCGCACGGCAUCAGGAAUCCUGGGAAAUAGAAGCCUUCCUCCGCCGCCCAUCGGAUUCGCCCCGAGUGAGCCGCUGCUCAGAACCCAGGUCGACAGCGUCUUGGAUUCGCCGGGGUGUCCUCUCCAGCUCGCUGGGCCCCCAUGAGGGCAAAUUCCCAACGACCCCCAAAGAUGUCCCAGAGUCCCAAGCCGCCAAGCGCACCCCGGCGGAGCUUCCGCUACCUUUCCCGGCUGGGUCACCGCGGUGGCGCGGGGCCAUGAGCCCAUCCACCAUAGCUAGCUCCCACACGCUGAGCAUUAACUGGGUGCUGGCCCCCGUCUGCCACCAAACUCACCGAGGCGCUCGCCGUGGCACGCUCGCCAGUGACUCGCCAGUCUCCGUCUCCUUUCGCUUCGGGGGGGAGCACCGGACUCUCGGGAACAGGCCUCGAGACUGGUCAUGA